This is a messenger RNA of Pelagomonas calceolata, 2718 nucleotides long. NCBI's taxonomy places the organism in Eukaryota, Pelagophyceae, Pelagomonadales, Pelagomonadaceae. The record is from the annotation of a GenBank genome assembly.
GGCGCAGCGGCAUUGCGUACACCCACUUUGCUACGGUGCUGUGCGGACCGGCUGCCCACCGUACGCCGCGAAACGAUAGGCAGGCACCGCCGGCCGGCGGUGGAGCACGCUUUCGCCGGCGCGCGCGCGGUAGACACAAGGCCCAGCAGCCCCAAAAGGCGCACGCAGCGCUGCCGCAUCAUGGCGCCGUGGAGCCUCAAGACCGUCGCGAAGCGCCUCAUGGGCGAGGAAGAGCAGCGCGUCGUCCCCGUCAACGAGCGGCGGACAAAGCGCACCUCGGAGACGAACCUCCUCGCCACGAUGGGCCAGGAGGCGCCCGCGGACCUGUUGCGGAAGCUCCGGGGCCAGAAGCUGUCCCAGAAAGUUUUAGAUGAGAAGCUCCUGGAAGUGAUCAUCAAGCUCGACGCCCUGGGCGCGAGCGGCGAGGACGUCGUGGGAUGGGAGUCGAACAUCGAGGGCAUGGACCUGGACCACGAACGGCGGUCGGUCCUGGCGGAGCGGGCGCCGCCGUCGCGAGACAUGGCCACGUCGCCCACAGCGCCCUUGGAUGACGACUCGGCAUCAACGUCGCGCACGUCGUCGUUCGAACGAAGGGCUUCUUUCGAGGACCUCGACGCGGCGCGCGUGAAGCAUCUGAUACGGCCUCGACGCGUCUCGCCUCUGUCGAGGCCGCCGGCGCCGGCCCCCGAGACGAUCGUGGAUCCCAUCGAGGCCCUGGCGCGGUCCUCGGCCUCAAGGGCCAAAGAUGCAAGGAGGCGGUCGCGCGCCUCGCGGUCCGAUUUGGGGUCGUCCAUGGGCUCGCGGCCGUCGACGGCCGAGCGGGAGCCGGGCGACCACCUUCCACUGAAGCCGCGCCGGUCGGUUGGUGAAGAGGAAGAUGAAUUUAAUGCAUCAUUGUGGGACGCCGCCGCGCUCGGGAGGAUCGAUCUCGUGGAUCAAGCCUUGAAGCACUUGACGGUGGACGCGCCGGACUAUGAUACACGAACGGCUUUGCACUACGCGGCCGCGGAAGGCUACGCGGACGUGUGCGAACAUCUGUUGAGGAAGGGCGCGGAGAGUUCACCCUUGGAUCGGUAUGGAAAUACGCCGCUCGGCGUCGCUUUACGGAACCAGCGGGAUGACGUCGUUGCGGUAUUACGAAAACAUGGCGCGAAGGUGGGCGACACGCAAUUGAAUACGCCGCAGUCGUCACAAAGGCACCAGCAGCUCCUCGUGGCCGCGGCUUCUGGAAGUUUGGCGGAUUGUCGGACGUUGGUUGCCGCUGGGGUGAGAUGCGACCUGGGCGACUGCGACAAACGAACGGCCCUACACCUCGCGGCGAAGCACGGCCAUUUAGAUGUGGUGACGUGGUUGGUGGAUUCCGCCGGCGCGGACGCCGCGACGCAAGACCGGUGGGGCAAUUCUGCGCUGGACGACGCCGUGCGGUUCUCUCAGAGAGAAUGCGCGGAGUUCCUCGAAAAACGAGGCGCUCGAUUGCGGGGUUCCCUGAAUGAAUGGAAAGUGCCGUCCUUAUCUAAGAGUGUGGACAAAGCUAGGAAGCGUUGUGAGAGGAUGGUGGGCUCCUGGGACGAUACCGAUGUACUAGCGCUGGAGAAAGCCUCGGAGGGCCACUCGUUACUAAUACUGGGCGAGGCUAUUAUUGGAAGAGAUUCAAAUGUCGACACGACGAAUCUGCGGAACUUUUUACUAAGGAUCGAAGGCGACUACGGGGAUAACCCGUACCACGGCUCGUUCCACGGCGCGGACGUGCUGCUGACGACGCACAACUUCCUCGCGACUCAAAACCUGCUGAGGCACUUGACAACGGUCGAUUUACUAGCUGGCUACGUCGCGGCCGCGGUCCACGAUUAUGCGCACCCCGGGACGAACAACGCGCACGAGCGCGUGGCGUCCUCCGAGCUCGCUAUAAGGUACUCGGACGACACGAUCCUCGAGAGGCACCACUGCGCCGCCGCCUUUUCCGUAUUACGGGAGCCGCGCUUCGACGUGUUCAGUCAUUUGACGACAGAUGAGAGGAAGCAAGCUAGAGCGCUCGUGAUCGAACUGAUCCUCAUGACCGACCUCGCGAGGCACGGCGAAUUCAUCGCAAGGCGCCUGAAACCUCUACUCCCGCGCGGCUUCAAGGCCAACAAAGAAUCACAAGACUGGCAGAGCCCCUUCCACGACCAAGAUCCGCCUUUUUUGUUAACUGUCGCAGUCAAGUUCGCAGAUAUAGGACAUGUCACCAAGCCCUUCGAGCUGCAUCGCCAGUGGACGCAGCGCGCGACGGAGGAGUUCUGGCGGCUCGGCGACAAGGAGAAGGCUCUAGGUAUGUCCGUCUCACCCUUAUGCGACCGAGACAAGGACACGGACAUUGCUCGCAGCCAAAUCGGCUUCUUCAAGUUCGUGUGUCUGCCCUUCUACAAGCCCGUCUUUGACUUGGUAAAUCCGGACAUGGCGCCGGCCAUAAACUGUCGGGACAACUUCUGGAGGUGGCUAAAUCAAAAAGACGCGCGUGAAAAGGAUAGUAAUGGGGGGAACCGGUCGCCGCCGCCCUUGGUGCGGGCUCCUACAACGUUGGCGGCUCCGCCUCGUUUGAAGCGUCGCGCGUCCGUCGCCGUCUCGACAAUGAGUUUGAUGCGGCGCCUCUCGGGCGGCCGGCCGCCGCGGCCCACCGCCCUCGCUUCUACUUAGGACCCUAUGUGUAUAUAUAUGAGUAAGAUGGUACUGGUUAUUUUC